AUGGCGAACAAAUUAACAAACAAAAAGACUAGGGUCACAAAUGUGGUGUUCUGCUUCUUGUUGCUUUUUGUUCAAAUGACAAUGGCAGAUCGAAGCCGCAAAGAUGGUAGUUCUAUUCAGAAGCUUUUGAAGAAGUUGAACAAACCAGCUGUUAAGAGUAUUAAGAGUCCUGAUGGAGAUAUAAUCGACUGUGUUGAUAUUUUAAAACAGCCAGCUUUUGAUCACCCAAAGCUUAAAAAUCACAAAAUUCGGAUGAGGCCAAGUUCUUACCCAGAAGGGAUGAUCAUUGAAGGAAGUAAUAAUGUGCCUUCAAAAUCACCACCAAUUGCUCAACUAUGGCACCAAAGUGGAAGUUGUCCAGAAGGAACCAUUCCUAUUAGAAGAAUAAGAAAAGAAGACAUGUUGAGAGACAGAUCUAUCCGACAAUUUGGAAAGAAGAAUCUCCAGACCAUUCGUCUACCCUCUGAUGCUGGAGGUCAACGUGUCAACGAGUAUGCCUCGGUUUUUGUGAAAGGAGAAAAAUAUUAUGGUGGCAAGGCAGCCAUGAACGUUUGGAACCCUAAAGUUCAACAAGAUGUCGAAUGGAGUGUCUCUGCAAUUUGGGUCGUAAAUGAUGUUGAUAAAGAAAAUCUCAAUGCAAUUGAAGUUGGAUGGCAGGUGAAUCAGUAUCUCUAUGGGGAUAAUCGAACCAGACUUUUUACAUUUUGGACUGAUGAUAAUGAUAAAAGUACAGGAUGCUAUGAUCUUCGUUGUUCGGGCUUUGUUCAGCUUAAUGCUGGAAUCGCCGUGGGAAGCACCCUUGAACCCUUAUCUGUCUACAAUGACACAAAUUCCCAAUAUGAUAUCCAGAUCAUGAUCUGGAAGGAUAAAAGCAAUGGAGAUUGGUGGAUGCAAUAUGGAGAUAAAGUUAUGGGAUAUUGGUCAUCGUCUCUGUUCACACACCUCUCAGAUAGUGCAACAUUCAUACGUUGGGGAGGUCAAAUAGUAAACUCAGCAACAAAUGGACAACACAGCACAACACAAAUGGGAAGUGGGCAAUUUCCAAGAGAACAUUUUGGGAAAGCCAGCUUUUUCAAGAACCUUAAUGGUGAUAACCAAAUGGUCCCUGCUGAUACCAUUUUCAAUCAGGUUGAUCGUUCCACUUGCUAUGAUGUCCAAACUGGUCGUACUGAUGGUUGGGGUAGAUUCUUCUAUUUUGGUGGCCCUGGCAGAAACCCUAAUUGCCCAUGA
Molecule: messenger RNA, 1230 nt
Organism: Prosopis cineraria
Lineage: Eukaryota; Viridiplantae; Streptophyta; Magnoliopsida; Fabales; Fabaceae
Exons: 7
Coding region: 1-1230 (409 amino acids)
Source: RefSeq, a predicted model, not a curated record